Molecule: messenger RNA, 3772 nt
Organism: Maniola jurtina (meadow brown)
Lineage: Eukaryota; Metazoa; Arthropoda; Insecta; Lepidoptera; Nymphalidae
Product: glucose dehydrogenase [FAD, quinone]
Exons: 4
Coding region: 1532-3388 (618 amino acids)
Molecular function (GO): oxidoreductase activity, acting on CH-OH group of donors; flavin adenine dinucleotide binding
Source: RefSeq, a predicted model, not a curated record
AGAAAAAAAAAUUGUCAAUAAUAAACGCUUCCUAAAGUUAAUAAUAAAUAAUUCAAAACAAUAGUAAACUGAUACAUUUGGUGUACUAAUCCGAAUGCAAUAAAUAUCCCAUCGAGAUAAAUAAAAUUGUUACAUUCAAUAGUAAAGAUUUAUUUUAAAGUUAAUAAGAAACGCGAACGUAAAUCGAGUUCAAACGAUCGUUUAGUUAGUAUGAUUGUUUUGUGGUGUAAUGCAACCUUACCUAAUGUAACGUAACUUAUGCCAGUCAAGUUAUUACAUAAAUUCUGGAUGCAGCACGAUGUUGAUGUUAUGGACGCAUUCAUAUUAUUUGUUGGUGUUGUAUGGGAUAUCAAAAAAUGUAAACAUAUUUAAGUUUAUUUGUAUCAGUAGCUCACGUUUAUACAAGCAUUUUGAAGACAAAAAAUAUUGCAUAGAACAAUUUGGAAAGGUUUAACAAUGGCUAUCAUUUAAAUAAACUGUCGUCAACUUUGUGUUGACACGUUCAAACUGACGCCACUAUGCACUGCCAGAUUAAAAUGUAUCACAACAAAAAACAAACAUAAUUAUCUCAAUUAUAUUUCUCUCAAACCGCUAAUUUAGUACAAAGACCAAUCAUUACUUUAAUCGGUUUAAAGUGUUGUGUAACACGAUUUUUGUAUCUUUGGUGAAGCGUGUUUUUGCAAUUAAUGCUUUAACCAAAUGCUGAUCUUUCUGUAAUCAAGCAUGACAUUUAAGCGAUAGUGUACUUUUAUAUAACUUAGCAUUUAGCUAUUCCAUUUUAGAUUUGAUGAUAAGCCAUUUUAUUGAAAAAGUAAGUAACUGCUUCUAGCAUUGAUCAUCGAGGUCGUUGAAAUAGUAUCAAUGGGCUUUGAUAGCGAAAGAUCGUGAGAUUAGAGCAACAAUGACACAUACAUAUAAUGAAUGCCAUUAAUAAAAAAGUGAAGUCUUUGAACCUAAUGAGCAGUGUCAUUAGUGAGGUUAACAUAUACAAAAGGAAUUCCAAUUUAGAAAGGAUUUACAUUAGUGUUACAGUGACCUAAGUAGAGUUAAGACGAGACAGUUCUGAAAGUGAUUGUACAUAAGCAGUGUGGCAUAGAACUUUCAGCAAUGAUUGUGCAAGAUUCGCAACACCAUAUCGCAAGACGCAACUGUGACUAUUAACAUGUCGCAGCGUCUUUCGUCACCGUUCUCAACCAAGAAAACUAUGCGCAGAAGCAAACCUCCAGAUAGGAACGAUAUUCGAAACGUAACCCAAGGAGUUCAAAGUGCUAUAAACACUAAUAAAAGAAAAAAGAUAUAAUCAUAACUAUAAUAAAAGAGAGCAAUAUAAAACAAGAGAAAACAAAGAAGAAGAAGAAGAAGGUAGACCUGAAAACAUUGAAAUAAUUGCUUUAGAUACUGUAAGAAAAUAAAUCUAAGUUAUAGAUUAUUGGUCAGAAGAAAAGGAGGUCAAAAUCUAUAAAAAAUAAACAAAUACUAAUCAAGUUAUUUAAGUUACUAACCCGAAGAGGCAGAGUUUCUGGCUAAUAAAAUGGGUAUCCAAGUUCUAUUAGCGUCAACGGCUCUUAAAACGGUUAGCGUAACUGGCCUAUGGCUAAUACCACUUUUAUUAGGAGCAUUUACAUAUCACAAUUAUUAUUCAUAUGACCCCGAAGCCAAAGUAUUAGACAAGGAACCUAAAAAGGAAUAUGACUUUAUAGUAAUUGGAGGAGGAUCAGCGGGUGCGGUAGUCGCAAACCGUUUGACAGAAGUUAAGAAUUGGAAUUUACUUUUGUUGGAAAGUGGACCUGACGAAAACGAGAUCACAGAUGUCCCUUCGCUAGCAGGCUAUCUACAGUUAACGAAGCUGGAUUGGCAAUACAAGACCGAGCCCACCGCAUUCGCCUGCUUAGGUUUCAAAAAACACAGGUGCAAUUGGCCGAGGGGCAAGGUUCUCGGCGGGUCUAGUGUUUUAAAUUAUAUGAUUUAUGUCAGAGGAAAUCGCUACGACUUCGACCAGUGGGAAUCCUUCGGUAAUCCGGGAUGGGCAUAUCGAGAUGUACUCAAAUAUUUUAUCAAAUCAGAAGACAACAGAAAUCCCUAUUUAGCAAAAAGUAAAUACCAUGGCCAGGGAGGGUUUUUAACCGUUCAAGAAGCUCCGUGGAGAACACCCUUAGUAGCAGCCUUUGUUGAAUCGGGUGUUGAAAUUGGAUAUGAAAAUAGAGAUAUUAACGGAGAAUAUCAAACAGGUUUUAUGAUAGCACAAGGUACUAUAAGACGAGGUUCAAGAUGCAGCACAGCAAAAGCGUUUUUAAGACCAGUAAGGACCCGACGGAAUCUCGAUGUAUCCCUUCAUUCUCAUGUAACGAGAAUCUUAAUUAAUCCUGUAACAAUGAAAGCGUACGGUGUUGAAUUUGUAAAACAUGGUAUCAAAAAAAUUGUGUACGCGAGAAAAGAAGUUAUAUUAUCUGCUGGUGCAAUUAAUAGCCCACAGAUACUCAUGUUAUCCGGAGUGGGACCAAAAAACCAUUUAAAAGAUGUCGGUAUACGAGUUUUGAAAGAUUUACCAGUAGGAGAGAAUUUGCAAGACCAUGUAGGUGUCGGAGGUUUGACAUUUCUAGUCGAUAAACCAGUUGCUCUUGUCCAAAAUCGCUUGCAGGCUUUCCCGGUUACAAUGAACUAUGUAGUUAAUGAAAGAGGGCCUAUGACAGUUUUAGGUGGACUAGAGGGCGUUGCGUUUGUAAACACUAAAUAUGCAAAUAGUUCAGGCUUAUGGCCUGAUAUUCAGUUUCAUAUGGCUCCAGCCUCAUUUUCAUCAGACAAUGGGCAAAUUGUAAGAAAAAUAUUAGGUCUGUCCGAUGAAAUAUACGACACGGUAUACAAACCCAUAGCGAAUAAAGAUGCUUGGACUAUAAUGCCUCUUUUAUUACGCCCAAAUACUAGAGGUUAUGUUAGGUUAAAGAGUUCAAAUCCAUUUGACUAUCCCAUAAUGAAUCCACGGUAUCAUGAAGAUCGUUUGGAUGUAAAUCGUCUCAUCGAAGGUAUCAAAAUAGCUUUGAAAGUAGCUAAUGCAUCUCCUUUUAAACAAUUCGGUUCCAGAUUGUACAUGAAACCACUUCCUAACUGCAAGCAUUUUAAAUUUAUGUCAGAUGAGUAUAUUGAGUGUCAAGUGAGGGCAAUAAGCAUGACAAUAUACCAUCAAUGCGGAACAGCAAAAAUGGGACCAUCUUGGGAUCCAGAAGCAGUUGUUGACCCGAGAUUACGCGUGCAUGGCGUUGAAGGACUUAGAGUUAUAGAUGCUAGUAUAAUGCCAACUAUUGUAAGCGGUAAUACUAAUGCAGCAGUUAUAAUGAUUGGGGAAAAGGGAUCCGACUUAAUAAAAGAUGAUUGGUUGCAACGAAAAAGGUGACGAAGGCGAAAUGGAAUAGUCUGUAAAUAUUGUAGCUGUAAUUAAAUAAUAAAAGUUAAUUGUUACCGAAGACCAAAACACUAUAGAAAUGUAAAAAUGUGUAUAUGUAUUUUUAAAGUUAAAAUAGGUUAUAAUUUAAGAUUUAAGUACAUCGAAAAGAUAGUGCGGUAUUAUACAUGUUGCAACGAAAAAAAACAUAUUUUUUCCAAAGGAAUAAUUUUAAAAAUAAUUUUUUCGUUAGGUAUGUUCAAAUAUAUUGUUUUUGCCAACAUAAUCCAUACUAAUAUUAUAAAUGCGAAAGUGUCUGUCUGUCUGUCUGCUACCUUUUCACGGCCCAACAGUUUAACCGAUUCUGACGAAAUUUAGUACACGGUUAGCUUAUAU